AGAGGGACCACGAGUCGAGCGCGCACCAGGACGGAAACACUUGGACGUCUUCAAACUGGUCAGAAAGAAAGAAGCCAAUAAAUCCAUGAAUUCAAUUUGAAGAGCCUUUCCUAAGUUGUCAUGGAUGCCCCUUCAGUUCCCCAGAUCACGGUGGACACAGCUGAUGUCCUGGAAGAAGUAGAAAGCAUGGAGGAUUGUGACUCCUACGACCAUCUUGACAGCUUGAAGGCCCUGACACAGAAACUGAAUCUGCAAACUAGGAGGCCUUCUUACCUGGAGUGGAAAGAAAGACUGGAUGCAAAAGAUCCUAAGGGGGAAUUAAGGACAGGAUAUGGGCAAUUCCCAGUGGAUAAUGGUUUGGUGGAGAAGGAGAGUUCACUGUCCUCGGAUGUACUGCAGGGAUUCAACAUCGAUGAGGCCCUAGAUUACGUCAGGAGAGAACUGAUGGACAUGCGUGUGCAGGAUCAGCAGUUGGCCAGGCAGCUCAUGAAACUCCGAGGAGACAUCAACAAGCUGAAGAUUGAGCAAGCCUGCCACCUCCACCGACGGAUGCUCAAUGAUGCCACCUACAGCCUGGAGGAGAGAGACGAGCUGUCGGACCUUCUGUGUGAGUGCCCUGUCACUCCGGGCCUGGGACUGUCUGCCCCCCUGCGCCUCAUUGGGGUCACGAAGAUGAACAUUAACUCACGUCGCUUCUCACUUUGCUAGUGGCACUGAUGGCACAGACUCUUCAAGUAUUGAUGCAUUCUUACAAGACUGAAUAUAUCAUAAUCAAAUAUCAAUUAUAUUGCAAUUUGAGUUGCCACCAUUAGUAUUUAGUUGAUAAAUAAACUCUGUAAAGAACCAAAUUUCCUGCAAUUAGAUUUUUUUAGCCUACCUUUUUUAAGAAAUCCAAAGUUAGCAGAUACUUUUUAUAAGCAAAAUCUUACUUUUUUAUAGGUUAACAGCCAUAACACAUUCAUUUCAAUGUUCACAAUGUUCAUUCACAACUGAUAUAUUGACAUAUCUGAUAACAAGAUUCAGUCAGUUUCUUUGUGUUGCUAUCUUAAAGUGUUUUUCAUACAUGCUAUAUAGUAUUUCAAACAAGGAUCUGAGAUUGUUUACAGCCACCUGUAUAAUCCAAAGGAGGGAACUAUCAAUCAUCUUCUAAAAGUCAAGUGUUAAGUAUUUAAGUAAGGUGUGACUAUAUGAUUAAGCCCAUGCUGGAUAAAUAUGAGUCAUCUGUUUGCCAGAUGACAUGGCCAGUCUGUCUAUAUUCCUUGUUUUUCCAUCAGGGUUUUUCAGUGUUACCUAAGGACUUGGGGACAGCUCUGACUCUCAUAGUUUGAAUUCUGUGGGGGGUGGUUAGGGGGGUGAGAAUGGCUGAAUCCCUGUCCUUCUGGGGCUGGAGCUUGAAUAGCAUGUUGUGAAUGACUGAGACUGUAGUUUUCAUGCAUAAUGUCUUACAGUCAUCUUAUACAUUUUGCAAUAAGCAGUUAUGACCCUCUGUCAAUUCAGUGUUCUGUUACUGUAGAGAUCCAAGCUGUAACCUGAGCACAGGUGUGUUGUUCCAGUGCUCAGAUCAUUUACCCUCUCAGGCUUCUCAUUGUCCUUACGAAAGCUAGCCUUCAUUUCAUACUCAAUCAAAUGAACAGAGCAUCAUAUUGUGAAUGCAGUAAAAUAAAAUGUGCUGGUCUCCUCUGCCUUAGUCUGCUGCCUGUUGCAGGCUGGAGUAAUCCCUGGUCUGGGCCCUUCUGUGUCCUGAGGCGCAAAUGCUUUGACAUAUUCAGGCUGAAGUUCCACAGGAGCUUAGGGGCAUUCAAGCAGAUG
This is a messenger RNA of Periophthalmus magnuspinnatus, 1809 nucleotides long. It is a transcript of the gene fam167ab, whose product is annotated as family with sequence similarity 167 member Ab. The transcript has 3 exons. The record is from RefSeq and is a predicted model, not a curated record. NCBI's taxonomy places the organism in Eukaryota, Metazoa, Chordata, Actinopteri, Gobiiformes, Gobiidae. The coding region runs from base 121 to 708 and encodes 195 amino acids.